AUGGCUACUCAAUUCGACGCAGAAAACGCCGACAACCUCGAGGACAUCGAGAAGCAAUUCGCCGUCAAGGCCGUUGUGCAGGCUGAAACAUACUGGAACUUGAUCUCCAAGGUCAAGGCCUCUUCCUUCAAGUUGACCGUGCACGAUGACGACAUCUACGAAGCUUUGUUGGAAGACUUCCCAGAGUUCAAGGAGAAGGAGAAGGUUGCUGUUAUCAACGAGGACGAGAUGAAGUCUGCAGCUGGUAAGGCCCGCUGGAGAGCCUUCUGUGAGAAGUUCAAGGAGAUCGAUGACUACAACUUUGGUACUUUGUUGAGAACCAGAGCUGACGGCGAGUACUCCGAGGAAAACACUAUCUUUGCUGUGCGUAUCCAGUUCUACGCCAUCGAGAUUGCUAGAAAUAGACAUGGCUUGAACGACUGGGCCUCUGGAAACUAG
This is a messenger RNA of Australozyma saopauloensis, 438 nucleotides long. RefSeq lists its product as uncharacterized. Lineage: Eukaryota; Fungi; Ascomycota; Pichiomycetes; Serinales; Metschnikowiaceae. The transcript has a single exon. Gene Ontology annotation, cellular component: cytoplasm. Bases 1 to 438 code for a protein of 145 amino acids. The record is from RefSeq and is a predicted model, not a curated record.